Canariomyces notabilis is the source of this 1164-nucleotide messenger RNA. RefSeq lists its product as uncharacterized. Lineage: Eukaryota; Fungi; Ascomycota; Sordariomycetes; Sordariales; Chaetomiaceae. The record is from RefSeq and is a predicted model, not a curated record. The transcript has a single exon. Bases 1 to 1164 code for a protein of 387 amino acids.
AUGGAAUUCAGGCCCAAUGACAGCUCUAUCACGAGCGAGACGGCUCCUCUUAUCGAGCCCGUCGGAUCCGAGAGCGACACCGACCUGUUCAUGGUUCCCCUGAAGCGGCCUUCUAGAAGGAAUGCGCCAUCUCGAUACAGGAACGUGAAGCUUAGAUCUCCUCCCAGAUCUCCUCUUAGGUCUCCGCCGCCGGUUCCACGAGCCCGGUCGCCGAAUAAAACCAAUCCGUUCCGGAGCCCCGGCGUGUCUGGGACCGCCACGAAAACCCAAACUCCUCCCAUGUAUGCAUCGCCUCUGAUGUCCCCGGAAUCCAGUUCCGUGCAGCAUCGUCCAAACAGCAAUGCAUCCCCAAAUCCGCAGGGCUCGGCAGUGAAUCAUACCAUGGCCAAUCCGGGGUCUCUGGCUUACCAGAGCCCGGCGAUGUCGGGCAGAGCUACCAAGGCCGGCUCCUCCGCCGUCAUCAUGUCUCCGGAGACGGGCACAGGCUCAAGCAGGCACAGCCCGCAACCGGACUCGCGCGCCGAUUUCUCAACCUGCAAGGACAGCCCAUCCACCAAGGCGUCCUCGGUCUACGACACCCCGCAAAUCAUCACACCCGACGGGCAUAAGGCAGACUCGGAGGAGGCCAAGCUCAACCAGCAACAACCACCCGAAAUCCCGCCCCUCUCCGCCGCGCGCACCCUCCGCAACAACCACAACAACAACGACCUCUCCCAAUUCCAAUCCCGCGCCCAAAAGCAGGUCGAGAACCUAGGCCUCGCCCUCCAACUCCAAACCAUCGAACCCUCCCUCCUAAGCGUGCCCCAGGCACAACCCAGCGCGAAAUGGACGGUCCCGGACUCGCCCAGGGAACGGCUGUCGCAGCUGCGGGCGACGCCCGACUCGGCGUACGACCGCGCGCGCCAGAUGGAGGUGCGCCGCAGCGAGUGGAAGCGCGCCGUCUAUAGGUUUCCGGUCAAGGGGAAAUCGCACUGGAUUAUUGAUGUCGAUUUGACCGAGAGCUCGCAUGCCCGGCUGGCGGAUGUCGCGAGAAGGAGCUCGGAGGGGUUUGAGUGGAAUGGGGAUUAUGAGCUGGCUAAUAUUUAUAAUGUCCUUGCGGUGGCGCAUGCGAAGUUGGUGGAGGAGAUGAGGGAUGAGAGGAGGUUGAUGGCUCAUAAGAGGUGA